Molecule: messenger RNA, 657 nt
Organism: Lycium barbarum (goji berry)
Lineage: Eukaryota; Viridiplantae; Streptophyta; Magnoliopsida; Solanales; Solanaceae
Product: DNA topoisomerase 6 subunit A-like
Exons: 1
Coding region: 1-657 (218 amino acids)
Biological process (GO): meiotic DNA double-strand break processing; meiotic DNA double-strand break formation; reciprocal meiotic recombination
Cellular component (GO): nuclear chromosome
Molecular function (GO): DNA topoisomerase type II (double strand cut, ATP-hydrolyzing) activity; DNA binding
Source: RefSeq, a predicted model, not a curated record
AUGGCGGUAGUUUUUGGCCACCUAGCUUUUACUAAACGUGGUCGUCAUAUUAUUGAUUGUAAUGGUUAUGGAUUACGGGUUCCCUAUAAUAUUGAUGCUAGUGACAAUAUCCACAGUAGUGAUGCAUUGUUUAUUUUGUUGGUUGAGAAGAGUUUUAAUUAUUCAAGUUUGACUCUCGAAGGAUUUUGUGAUCGAUUUCCUUGUAUACUCGUUUAUGUGGAUAGACCAGAUGUAGUUGCCCAGUUGUUUUUCAGGAAGAUCCACAAGGAUCUCAAUUUGCCCCUUUUUGCUUUGGUGGAUAGUGAUCCCCAAGGGUUUAAGUUAUUAAAGUUUUUUUCAACAUAUGGAUGUGGUGGAUUGACUAAUAAUUUGACUCCACUCGAUAUCAAGUGGUCGGGGAUGAGGCCCAGUGAUUUGGAUAAGCAUGGGCUACCAAAGCUGUGUAGGUUGCCUUUGCCUAAACGAGAUACCAAGAUUCUUCACAAGCUGCUCAAGAAUGAUUUUGCGAAGAAGAAUCCGGAGUGGGCUAACGAGUUGACUUUGAUGUUGAAGACUAAGAAAAAGGUUGAGGUUGGGGCGUUGUCUGCGUUGGAGGAUAUUUCCUAUCUGACUACAACUUAUUUGCCAUUCAAGUUGCAAGAGCAGGACUGGCUAUGA